Molecule: messenger RNA, 1652 nt
Organism: Argentina anserina (silverweed cinquefoil)
Lineage: Eukaryota; Viridiplantae; Streptophyta; Magnoliopsida; Rosales; Rosaceae
Exons: 3
Coding region: 48-1274 (408 amino acids)
Source: RefSeq, a predicted model, not a curated record
CUCUCCAAAUCCCAACUCCCCUAAAAAAAAAAAAUACAAAACAAAAAAUGUCAUGGCUCGCCCACUCGCUCUCUAAAUCCCUCCGGCUCGACUCCGACGACGUCGUCCGGCCCCACCCCAACAACAACGACGAAGCUCCCGUCCCACCCUCCUCCACCAAACCCCAACAACACAAUGAAAUUGAAUCCGAUGCCAACGAAGCAUUCGACGCCCAAACGCGUGGCGUCAAAGACGACCUAUCGGAAUUCCAGCAAACCCUAACCCGCCAAUUCUGGGGCGUCGCCUCCUUCCUCGCGCCUCCACCUCCACCGCCACCACCCCCUCCGCCUUCUCAUCGUUUAGCUGAUCCGCCUGAUUGCGAUCGAUCCGAGCCGCCCGAUCACCGACCCGGUCAAUCUCCGAUCGCUUCUAAUGGUUAUGAUGACGAGGCGGAGGAGGAGGAGGAGUACGCCGUCGGUGUCACUGAGGAGGUCUUGAACUUCGCUAGAAACAUCGCGAUGCAUCCAGAGACCUGGUUGGACUUUCCUCUUGAUGAAGAAGAAGACUUAGGAGAUUUUGAAAUGUCUGAUGCCCAGCAAGAGCAUACUACGAUGAUUGAACAUCUUGCCCCGAGGUUAGCUGCUUUGAGAAUCGAGCUUUGUCCGUGCCAUAUGAGCGAGAGUUACUUCUGGAAAGUGUAUUUUGUUCUUCUGCAUUCAAGGCUCAACAAGCAGGAUGCCGAGAUUUUGUCCACACCUCAGGUAAUGGAAGCCCGAGCGAUGUGGAUGCAGGAGCUACAAUGCCAGACUCCUUCAUCAAAUUCUAAAGUGUCAGAACAUGAAUGGUUUGGCAGAAGCUCUUCACAAUUAAAAGGGAGUUCAAAUACUUUACAUGAAGAUUAUGAGGAUUAUUCUCCAGUCUCAUCACAUACUCCUCAUUAUGAGGAUACACUUCAUAGGACAUUCCCCUUUGAAUCAACCUGGCCCUCCACAGCCUAUGAGACUGAGAAGCACCCAGUUGAGAGUAGUGAUACGCUUUUCAUUGAUAAGUCAGUUAUCGAAGAAAAGCCUUCCAUUUUGACUGAGGAUGAGAAUGCCACAGUUGGUCCAUCCUCUCAGAUACUACUCAAUACCUAUGAUGACAAUGAUGACGAUGACUGGCCAGAAGAUGAUGAUGAAUUGUAUGGUUGCAGUGGAACAGCUAUUGCUUUGAUAAAUGAAGAAGACAUAUCUUUUAGUGAUCUUGAGGAUGAUGAUUUCCAGGCGCCUUCCAAAUUAAAGUUCGUCCCGGAGUAAGAGAUAUCAAGAACAAUACAUGUAAAUGACAGCAUGGGCUCUGCUCAUUGGAGAAAAGAUGGACCUUUAAGUCAUCUGAUGAACUGUAGGGGCGAGGAAUUUUAGAUAACUUGCAAACUCCCUACUCAGGAGCCCUACUUGCAGUCUCUUCUAAAUUACGUGCUGAAUUGUCCGACUGAAUAGUCCUGCCCUGGCAUGAAAGCCUGUGUUUCUGCUACUGUUCUAAACCAAAUUGUACAUGAUUUUGUUCAACUAGCAAUUCAAGUCUUUACAGAAAAGUUUAUGUUUGAUUGAUUGAUUGGUUUGGAUAGGAGUUGUAAUUACAAUAUAUGGUGGUUCACUGAUGGAAAGAAGAAUUUGCCUCAAAAUUUUGGUGGU